Molecule: messenger RNA, 956 nt
Organism: Nicrophorus vespilloides
Lineage: Eukaryota; Metazoa; Arthropoda; Insecta; Coleoptera; Silphidae
Product: sulfotransferase family cytosolic 1B member 1-like
Exons: 5
Coding region: 2-955 (317 amino acids)
Biological process (GO): sulfation
Cellular component (GO): cytoplasm
Molecular function (GO): sulfotransferase activity
Source: RefSeq, a predicted model, not a curated record
GAUGAAAUUGAUGAACGCCGAGGAAAUGGAAGAGGUUAUCCGGAAACUGUACGCGCCGGUGCGCAACUUCACUUACCAGAGUUUCCAUGGUUACGUGUUGUAUUCGAAUUUCGCCAGGUAUCAGAAGGAGAUCGAAGAUCUCCAGGUGUACGACGAUGACGUCUGGGUGACCAGCUACCCGAAAAGCGGAACCACUUGGACUCAGGAAAUGGUGUGGUGCAUCUGCAACGAUUUGGAUUUCGAAGGAGCCAAACAAAAUAUACACGAGAGAUUUCCAUUUAUAGAUUUCGUGCAAAUCGAUGAUGGCGUUGCAGACUUACCGAAAUUCUUGAAACCUUUGGAAAUGCUGAAAGAAAUGCCAAGACCGAGAUUCAUCAAAACGCAUUUACCGUGGGAUUUAUUGCCAAAACAGAUUAGAACUUUCGAAAAGAGACCUAAGAUAAUUCACGUUGCGAGAAAUCCCAAAGACGUCUGCGUCUCCUACUAUCAUCACAUGAAGAUGUUCAACGUUUUCCUAGGCAACUUCGAACAACAAUGGCAAUUGUUCAUCAACGACAAACUGGUUUCGUCGCCGUUCUUCAAAAACGUUCUCAGCUACUUCGACCGAUGCGACGAAUCUAACAUUCUGUUCAUCAAGUACGAAGAUCUGAAGAAGGAUUUGGGUAAAUCCGUUUUACAAGUUGCUGAGUUCUUAGGUGUUGAUUUGAGUGAAGAUCAAGUGGAGAAGUUGAAGGAACACUUGAGUUUCGAAUCGAUGAAGAACAAUAAGGCUGUCAAUCAUACGGAGUUUAUAGAUUACGUCAGGACUGCAAAUCCGAAGUGUUCAGGCGGUGAGUUCAUCAGGAAGGGAAAAGCUGGUGGUUACAAGGAGGAAAUGGACGAAGAAGUUGUUAAGAUUUUCGAUGAAUGGAUCGAAGCGAAUCUUUCCAACACGAAACUCCGAUUUGACUGUUAAA